GUUAACGUCCUCUUCCACGUGAUCCCGGAGAGCCCGCGAGGGGCCAAUAGGAGCGCGCAGAGCUCUCAGGCGGAACAGCUGCUGGAUCCUGUCUACCCAAGCCCUGGGGUCCCGCAGGGAGGCGCUGAUUGCCAGCUGUUGCUGCACCUGGGCUUGCGCCAGCUGCCCUACCAUCGUGACAGAGUGACACUGCCCCCCAUCCAGUGAGUACCCCUGCCACAGGUAUUUUUACAGAUUUAUUGAUACAUAGGAGAAUGGCCUUGUGACUAAAGUAGAGGACAAGGAAUUGGAAGAACUAAGUUCUGUUCCCUGCUCUACCUUGCACUUCCUGUGUAACCCUUGGCUGGAAGCACAUUUGUGAUUGACAUUAUAAAUGUGCAUGAAGUAAUGAAAAAUAUUGCCCAGUAGGUGCAUUGAAAAGUUUCUUUUCCAUCCCUCUCUUGGAGUAGGAGAGAAAAAGGGAGGCCUUUCUUAAGAUAAAGAUCAUCAGCAAUCCCUAGCUUGUCCUUGUUCAUGGGAAUUGGUCACUUGGUUUCUGAAUGCAGUCCGACCCUGCGAAGUAUGAAGCAGAGAUGCCUUCCCUGUUAUGGGGGUUGAAUCCUGUCUUUUCUGCAUUUGCAAGACUCUACAUUAAGGAUAUAAAGGAAAUGAAAGAAUCUAAGCAGGUUCCAGGUAUAUUCUUUUAUAAUGGACAUCCAAUAAGACAGGUGGAUGUUGUUGGGACAGUGGUUCUAAUAAAAGAACGAGAUGCCUUCUAUAACUAUGGAGUGGAUGACAGUACUGGGGUCAUAAACUGCAUCUGCUGGAAAAAUCCCAGGGAAGCAGAAAAGCCUCUGUCAGGACUAGACACAUCUUGCAGCAGUGAUCUAGUUGAACAGAUGAAGAAGCUCCAGGAAGAGGUGCUCCAGAAAACCAAGCUGGAAAUUGGGGAUGUUGUCAAGGUCCGAGGUCAUAUCCGAAUCUACAGAGAGCAGCGAGAAAUUCAGGCCUCCAUCUAUUAUAAAGUGGAUGAUCCUAUGUGUGAGGUUCAGAUUUCAAGAAUGUUGGAGCUCCCAUGCCUCUAUAGAGAAGUUUAUGAUAAGCCUUUCCAAAUCCCAGAGGAUGCACAGAGUGCCCCAGGUGGUCUGAACCUUAGAAGCUCAAUUGACUUGCUGGGCGAGAAAGUGAAAGACUUCUUAUUGGAGAACAGAAUUCAGACCUUUUACCAACAGGAGCUGGAAACAGUUGAUGAUUUGGUGUCAUUGGCCAGUCAGCCUGUGUCCAGGACUGACUCUAAGCAGAUAGAUUCAAAAAGUGAACCCAGCUCCAAACUGAUUCACAAUGCGUUCAAGGAGGCAAUAAAGGUGCUGCAGGAAAAAGGAGUGGUUUUCCAGAAAUCAAAUAGUCCCGAGGAUGUAUAUCAUGUGACUGACCAGGAUAAGGAGUUACACAACGUGACCCUUCAUGUUGUCAAAGCAGAUUGUCGAAAACCCAAGCAUGCUGAAAAGGGCUGCCAUUUUCUUCACAUCUUGUGUUGUGUUCGCCAGAGCUACAGUCCUUAUCUAAGUGAAAUGGUGAUGCAUCAUGUCCUGAACCUGCUGGAGAGAAACAGUGAUAUUGUCAGCACCAUGGAAGGAUACUACAUGGCUUUCUGAAAAGAAGAAAUAAGAUGCAGGACAUCUGUUUGUGCAUGGUGCAGGCGGAAUAAAAUUUAACCCAGUAACCACAUUGCCAGAAAGAGUAGAAAGGACUCAACGAUGACACUGAAAAGCUAAAUUGGAGAAGGAAAAUGGAAUGUUGACUCAGAAAUGCUAUUGGUUCCAUCUGACUCUGAUUCCUUGAAAAAAUACACACCGCAUGCUUUGCUUUAAAGCCCCUGCUGAUUUCUGCUACUCCAGGAAUUAAAAUAUACAGGGAUCAUUACACAGUGAAAGUUGUUGUACAGGACUGAUCCCACAGCAUCCAAAUAUCACAGUCUGCUAGGUGCAAGCUACCUGAAGAAGUGAACAUUCUGAAUACAAUCAUGGUUCUUCCUGAUAUGCUUCUCUUUCUCCAACCAUAGCACUUCCAAGUGGAUCUUUAUGUGCAUAUGCUCUACCAGCCCUAUGUUGCUACUAACGAGACCAUUGGUUGUAGUAGUAGUCUCAGCUGGAGUCAUAUUUGGGCUUAAAGAGGGUAGUGUUGUGACCUGUCUCCAUGUGAGUGAUAUGCUUUCUAAUACAUGUUCUCUUAGUAGAUCUGUCUCCCUUUUAAAAUGUGUGUUGUAAAGACCAGUGGAAGGCACUUUCUGAUACCUUGCAUGCACUGUAUGUAGCCAUCAUUUCAUCAGUGCCAGCAUGAUCUUAUGCGCAUUUCCCCAGUGUGCAUGUCCAACCUGAGGGGGGUUUGGGGAGCAGCAGCCAGCUGGGACGUAAAGGUAAUAUGUCUCCUAAGAGCAUACUUACCUCCUCUUACCUCCCCAUAAGGAACAAUCUAGCCCAUUGCUUGUAAAGCGUGUUUGGAGCCUUCCAGAUAUUAAUGCAAGUUCUUGUUGAUUAAUUUGGACCCAAAUUAAGCUCCUGUUCUCACAAAUCAGCCAUUACUUCAUUGUUUUUGUAAAUAGCGCUCAACAUGACAAAUACUGAACCAGGAAACAAAAGUUCAUGGAAAAGAGCAUGCCAAAACCACGAGACUGGUGCAAUUCACUGACUUCCCAUCUCCCCUCUUUUCGCUUGCUCUGCAUCCUUGCCACAGUUAGGAAGGCCAGUAUCACCUCUUUGUGCUUGGAUGGGGACUGAAAUUUGUGGAAUGACAUUGAAAUAAAGCCAGCAUUGACUAAACUAAUGGAUAAGACAUUUGACCAAGAAUAAUUAAAACUCAUAUGUAUGCCCAGAUCAAUGCCUAUUGCUGCUCAGCGUUUAAACCUACAGGACUGGUUCCUUGAGGCUUGCUCUAACUAAUCUGUUCCGUUAAUGGAGGACUAUGUCUUUAACUUGGAAUGAGUAAAAAGGGCUGCUUGCGUCUUUCCUCUGUCUCCCACUUGAAAUUGCAAUCUCCCCAGAGCUACAUUUAGCAGUAAAGCCCUGUAAGGAUCAGCACAGCAGAGAAAAAUAAACCAUAUAUUUGUACUUGGAGAGCCAACAAGUGGUGUGUGUGUGUCUUGGUUUGGUGUUAUAUUAUGAUACGCCUUGUUCUGAAAUGUGACUGAAGUGGGAUACAGGCAAACAGAAAGGCAUGAUGAAACAUGUGGCAUUUGCAUUCAGAUGUCUAUAGAAAAAUCAGCUUUAGAGGGUGGAGCCCACACCCUCAGUUCUCUCUCCCCAGAUAACCAAUCCAAAGUUAUG
Molecule: messenger RNA, 3302 nt
Organism: Gopherus evgoodei (Goodes thornscrub tortoise)
Lineage: Eukaryota; Metazoa; Chordata; Testudines; Testudinidae
Gene: STN1
Product: STN1 subunit of CST complex
Exons: 13
Coding region: 540-1634 (364 amino acids)
Biological process (GO): telomere capping; DNA replication; nucleotide-excision repair
Cellular component (GO): CST complex; chromosome, telomeric region; site of double-strand break
Molecular function (GO): single-stranded telomeric DNA binding
Source: RefSeq, a predicted model, not a curated record